Messenger RNA from Scaptodrosophila lebanonensis, 1136 nucleotides. RefSeq names its product leukocyte receptor cluster member 1 homolog. Bases 118 to 1035 code for a protein of 305 amino acids. The record is from RefSeq and is a predicted model, not a curated record. NCBI's taxonomy places the organism in Eukaryota, Metazoa, Arthropoda, Insecta, Diptera, Drosophilidae. The transcript has 3 exons.
UUUAGUUUUGAAAUAAAAAUAUACUAACUGGCAACUGGAAAAAAGUUUCCCAUCUGUUCAGUGAAGUAUUUGACAUUCACAGCGCCGCGCGUUUUGUUUACAUUUUUCCAUACGAACAUGAAUAUUUUGCCAAAAAAACGCUGGCAUGUACGCACCAAGGAUAACAUUGCGAGAGUGCGCCGCGAUGAGGCUGCCGCUCGCGAGGAUGAACAAAAGCGUCAGGAUAAAUUGGAAUUGGCCGAAAGCGAAGCACGCAUCAAUUUUCUACGCCGCCAAUCUGGAGCACCUACCUCAAGCACCAGGCCAAGCACUAGCACAUCCACGGAAAACGCCCCGAGCAGCAGUUCAGCUGACACAAAUGUUGCUGGUGUGGAUCUCUUUAUAAAUUACAAGGCGCAUAUCAAAACAACCAACAAGGAUUUCGAGAAAGAGCGUAAGGAAGAGCAGGAAAAGUAUGAGAAGCAAGUUGGUUAUCUUACCUACCUGGGUCAAAACACUAAUGAGGCGCUCAAGCAGCGUAGUUGGUAUGAAGUAGCACCCAAAAGGACAGAUGUUGACGACAAAAAUGACAUUGAAACACACCUGGAGCGCAAAUUAUCACAGGACCCGCUCACACUGAUGAAUGCACUAUUACCGUCGAAAAAAAAGCCAGCACGAAGCGUCCCCAAAAGAAAACGUGAUGCCUCCCCUACACCAAAACCAGUACAAGAGAGCCCAGCAAAAAUUAAGAAACACAAAAAGGAAAAGAAACACCAUAAAAAACACAAAAAACACCACGAAAGCCAUAAAAGGAAAAAAGAAUCUCGAAAAGAGGCUGAUUUGGCAGCAGAGCGCAGGAAACGCGAAAAACUAGAAAUACUACGCAAACAACGUCUGCGCCGUGAAAAAGCCGAACGAGAACGUGAACAAGCUUUGGUUGCUCCUAAAGAUGUAUUAGCUUCAUCAACAGAAGAUAGAUCGGCUCCCACACCCCGUAUUAUGCAAAAGUACAAUUCCCAAUUUAAUCCGGAAUUCGCCAAGCAAAAUAUGAUAUAAAUAAAAUAAGUACCAUAAACAUGUAUCUUGAAAAAAUUAAAGCAAUCGACAGCUUUGCUUUAUACUGUGUACAAAUAUGAUCCAGAAUUUGGUGCUACCGU